Molecule: messenger RNA, 1722 nt
Organism: Pediculus humanus corporis (human body louse)
Lineage: Eukaryota; Metazoa; Arthropoda; Insecta; Psocodea; Pediculidae
Product: Optineurin, putative
Exons: 4
Coding region: 1-1722 (573 amino acids)
Biological process (GO): regulation of canonical NF-kappaB signal transduction
Cellular component (GO): cytoplasm; nucleus
Molecular function (GO): K63-linked polyubiquitin modification-dependent protein binding
Source: RefSeq, a predicted model, not a curated record
AUGUCAGAAGAAUUAUCUAAAGAACCAUUGUCAAAUGUCAGUGAUAGUUCUUUUGUUAUUCUUGGUCCGGGAUCUUUUGCACCAUUAUCGGAUAAUGAAUCUUGGAACGAUGCGGAAUUACUAACAGAUAAACCAAACUCAGUUGUAGACAUGAAAAAUUCUCAAAAUCAAGACAUUUCAUUUAAAACAUUUACCAUAACCAACGAUGAGGGAGAUGCUCAAGACAAAUUGAAUCAUUUGUUGCAAGAAAAUCAAAAAUUGAAAGAAACUCUCAAUCAAAAUAAUUUAGCCAUUAAAUCGCAAUUGAACACAUUUUUCAUGUGGCAGCAAGAAGUUUUAAAAACUCACGAAACACACAAACAAAAAUUUCUAGAAACAAAAGAUUUAAUUUUAAAAUUACGAUUAGAAAAUGCAAAUUUGAAAAAACAAAUCGAAAACAUGACGACAACAACGACAAAUGAUUUUUCUCUACUUUCGAAUGGUGAUUCAAAUAUUAAAAGUAAUUUUUCACCUGGUGUAGAUUCAAUUAACAAACCUGAUUUGAACAUUGAUGAGGUUCAUAAUUUACAAAAAAACAUAUUAGAAUUAGAAAGAUUACAAGAGAAUGCAGAAAGCAACGAUGAAUGUUUAUCUCUCGAUAAAUACGAUUUACAAAAAACGAUAAAAAAAUUAAAACAUGAAAUAUUAAAUGUCAGUCAAAAAUUAAAAGAUUUUCAAUGUGAAAAUGAUUAUUUAAAAAAUAAAAUGAAAGAACAAAAUACCAAAUCACAGAAUGGUAGUAGCUUUGUACCUGUUUCGUUACCCAAUUCUGAGGCUCGUGUGCAAAUAAGUAAUUUACUUAAACAACUCGAUGACGAAAGACGAAAAGUUACCAUUUUGAAAAAAGAAAUUAAAAAAAUGAAAGUUUUAUUUUUAUCUAAAAAUGAUAAUCCAUCUGAUGAAUUAUCAAUUUGUGUGGAUGAAUUAAAUGACAUGAAUGAUUCUGUACAAAAUCAAAACAUGAGAUUUGAUGGAUUAAACAGUUGGAUUAAUUUAGCAGAAGAAACAGUUAUGGGAUCAAACUUUCAAAAAGAACAUCAAACUCAAAUACUAUCGGAAAUAUCACAUUUGAAAAAUUAUGUUAUGAGAGAAGAAAAAAUAUCAAAAGAAAAAGAGGAAAGUCUUAAAGUCAUGCACUAUCAAUUUAGUAAAUUAUUAAACGAUUAUAAAGAAUUGCAGGAAAAAUUAAAUGUAUUGAAUGAGAGCAAAAUGGAAAAUGAUAAAAUGAAAGGUGAUAUCAAUAGUCUUGUCAUUGAAUUAAAUGAAAAAGAUGAAAAAUUAAAAUCAAAAGAAGAUGAAUGUGAAAAAUUAAAAGAAUCAAUUGCGAAUCUUAAUUUGGAAUGUGAAAAAAUUCCAGUUCUUAAAGUUCAGGCUGAAUUAUAUGAGAGUGAUUUCAAAGAUGAAAGAGAAGCCAGAGAAAAACUUGUUGGGGAAAAAGAAAAAAUGGCUGAACAAAUAAGAAUAUUACAAACGAAAUUAGAAAAUUUAAAUUCUGAAAAAAAAGAAGGCAAUUCAAAUGAUCAAUCAUCAUCUGCAAAAGGAUCAUCCGAUACUUCCACGGUAUCACCUUUACAAAGGAAUAAAUCUCGUUUUGUUUGUCCGAAAUGUAUGUUUUCAUUUUCGAAUUUAAACACGUGCGAAAAACAUAUUGAUGAAUGUUUAAACAUACAUUUUUAUCCAUGA